This is a messenger RNA of Rhincodon typus (whale shark), 1323 nucleotides long. RefSeq names its product ral GTPase-activating protein subunit alpha-2-like. Gene Ontology annotation, cellular component: cytoplasm; nucleus. Gene Ontology annotation, biological process: positive regulation of GTPase activity. Lineage: Eukaryota; Metazoa; Chordata; Chondrichthyes; Orectolobiformes; Rhincodontidae. The transcript is spliced from 10 exons. Gene Ontology annotation, molecular function: GTPase activator activity. The record is from RefSeq and is a predicted model, not a curated record. Bases 85 to 1323 code for a protein of 412 amino acids.
CAUCAAGAUCUUAGUAAAGUAACUGGUGUAGGCAGGUCCUUUUCUCUGAGUUGGAGGAACCAAGCUGAUGGCACACAAGAGCAUAUGCGAUUUAGAAGUGCAACUACUUCUGGUGCCCCUGGAGUUGAAAAGGCCAGAAAUAUUGUUCGUCAGAAAGCAACAGAAGAUGAAGAGUUUCAACAACCUGAAACUACACCAGAUUCAGAAGAAUUGAUGUGUAGUUCAACAUUAGAUCAAGAACAAAAGCUCACCCAUAGCAGCAGUACUUCUGACAUUGCUGAACGGCUCCAUUCAGAUCUGAUUCAAGGACAAAGGAGGGAACACUCAGCUAGCUUCAGUAAUUCUGAUCCAAAGAGUGCUACUGUUGAAAACAGAAAAUGUGAAGGCAAAGAAACUGAGGCUCCAGUUAUCUUGAUACGUAGGAGCAGUAGCCCUGAUGACCCAGAAAGUAAGGCAGAAACACUUCAGUCAUCUCAAGUAAGAAGCAGAUUGAGAAAUAAAAGUGAGAGUAUCAGCAGUGAAGUGUCCAAUGAUUUUAAUGGUUUCAACGAAACAGAGUUAUCAUUAGCUCAGUGGAAAAUAUUUGACGAAGAUUCAGAAGUUGGUGCAGUAACUACUGAUGCUACUGAUGCAAAUACAGUAUACACCUGGCAUAGCUACUACAAAGCUACUACUCUUGCAGGUUCUGAUACUGCCUUUCCGACCCUCUCAACAGCCAGUGCACCUUCCCACCUCUCUACCCUUUCAUCAACUUCCUCCAUGCAACCUGAAUCCAAGGACUCCACCCCGCUUCUGGAUGAAAAAUUACAUCAGUCUGUCUUACAAAUUCCUGAGGAUUUGGACAGUAGUGAAUGCCUCACAGAUGAGUGUAGUAUCAUUGCCGGAGGAACCCUUACUGGUUGGCAUGCUGACGCGGCAGCUGUGUUAUGGAGAAGAAUUUUGGGCAUUCUGGGAGAUGUCAACUGCAUACGCUGUCCUAAAAUCCACGCCCUUGUUUUCGAAUAUCUAUACGAACUCUGGCACAAAUUAGCUAAGGUUAGAGACAAUCUGGGUGUCAGUCUGGAUAAUCAAAAUUCGCCACAAUCUCCAAUUCUCAUUCCACCUCUUCGUAUGUUUGUGUCCUGGUUAUUUAAGGCAACGACUCUGCCCAAUGAAUACAAGGAGGGAAAACUGCAAGCAUACAGGCUAAUCUGUGACAUUAUGACCAAACGCCAAGAUGUCUUGCCAAACUCUGAUUUCUUAGUGCACUUUUAUCAUGUGAUACACCGAGGCAUUGUGAGUGAGGAUCAGUUCAAGUACUAUAUGCUACAGAAACAGCACUAA